CUUUCGCACCGUCUCAGUUGUCGGUGAGGCCGGCGGGGCGGAUCCCACGCUAGAGUGAAAGAGAAAAUAAAGCAACACAACAAAAAUAACAACUUGGCCGUUUUUUUUUUACAUUCACUAGCAAGCUCCCCUGUGGAUAUAUACCAUCAAGAUGCCCUCAGCGAUGAACGCAAAUAGGACAGUGCAGUCUGCCAGCCCAGAUGUGGGAUCCGCUCCAGGGUCAAUGAUUAAUUUUGCACUUGGUGGACAGUCCGAAGUUAUGAAGCAAGUGCUGUGUGUCCUCGACAAGAAGGUCCGCAACAUGGAGAAGAAAAAGAGUAAACUGGAUGACUAUCAAGUCAGGAAGGAUAAAGGGGAGAGUCUCAAUCAGGACCAGCUGGAGGCCCUCUCCAAAUUCCAGGAAAUCACAAAUAACUUAGAAUUUGGCCGAGAGUUGCAGAAGACGUUCAUCACACUAGGACAAGAUAUCCAGAAGGUGGUUAAGAAGUCUGCACGGCGGGAGCAGCUGCAGCGGGAAGAGGCCGAGCAGAGGAGGCUGAAGACGGUUCUGGAGCUGCAGUUCCUCCUGGACCGGCUGGGAGAGGACACUGUGCGGCAGGACCUGAAGCAGGGAGUUGGUGGCUCAACGCCGCUGACGGAUGCAGACCUCGCAGCUUUUGACGAGUUCUACAAGCUAGUGGGGCCAGACCGUGAUCAAAACGUCAGGUUGGUUGACCAGUAUGAAGAAGCAUCUGUGCACCUCUGGGAGCUGCUGGAAGGGAAGGACAAGGCUGUGGUUGGAACAACGUACAAGGCACUGAGAGAAACUUUGGACCAGGUUCUGCUGAGUGGGUACUUUGACCGGGUUCCAUCUCACCAAAACGGUGUGUGUGAGGAGGAGGAGGAGGAAGAAGAAGAGGAAGAGGAGGAGGAGGAGGAGGAGGAAGAAGAAGAAGAAGAAGAAGAGGAGGAGGAGGAGGAAGAGCCAGCCUCAGCAGCAGCAGCAGCAGCUGAAUCGUCAGAAGCAGGAGAGCAGGCUGCUGAUCCAGAAACCGAAAUAAUUGAGGAAUUUACAGAGCCCAUUGCGAUGGAAACAACAGAGUUUAUAAACCGACAGUUCAUUCCAGACGGCACAUACAGCAGCAGUGAGAAGGAGCAAGGGGAUGAGUGGACCACAGAAACAGAGACAGUCAGUGCCAUGCAGCAGCAGCCUAUGCAGCCUUCGGCAUCACCUGUUUCCCUGGAGACCCACCCCUUAAACCUAGCGUCUCCUGUGCCGCCUGCUGACCCCCUGGUCAGGAAGCAGGUGGUGCAGGACUUAAUGGCACAGAUGCAGGGAACGUACAACUUCAUGCAGGACUCUAUGCUGGAGUUUGACGGACAGCCCAUUGAUCCUGCCAUUGUCUCAGCGCAGCCUAUGAAAUCUGCUCAGAACAUGGACCUACCACAGAUGGUGUGUCCCCCAGUUCACCCAGAGUCCCGGCUAUCGCAACCCAACACUGUUCCUGUCCAACCUGAGCCCACACAGGUUCCUAUCGUCUCUCCAACUCCGCCCCCUAUGUAUCAGACCUCACACACGCCAGAUCCUCGACCCUCAACAGAAACCAUCGACCCCAUUCAGACCUCCAUGUCCUUGUCGUCAGAGCAGCCUCCUCCCUCUACAGCUCUCCCACCUGUCCCUCAAACUCAAGUUUUCCAGCCCGUUUCCAAAGCUCCACACAGCAGUGGCAUCAAUGUCAACGCAGCACCAUUCCAGUCAAUGCAGACAGUGUUCAACCUCAAUGCCCCAGUCCCACCAGCUAAUGAGACAGAGGCUUUGAACCAGGCCAGCCAAUACCAGAACAGCUACAACCAAGCCUUCAGCAGCCAGCCGCAGCAUCCUGUGGAGCAGACAGAGAUGCAGUCCGAACAACUGCAAUCUGUAGUCGGUGCCUUCCAUUCCCAAGACCAGUCAGGAGGCCAUCCACAGCCUCCCCAGCAGGGCCCAGGCUUCGUCAGGCAGGGUCAGUCCUUCUACAACAGCAGAGGAAUGCCUCGUGGUGGACCUCGCAACGCCAGGGGCAUGAUCAAUGGCUACAGAGGCUCAUCGAAUGGAUUCAGAGGUGGCUAUGAUGGUUAUCGUCCUCCUUUUGCCAACAAUUCAAACUCCGGUUAUGGGCAGACUCAGUUCAACACACCUCGGGAUUACUCAAAUGGGAAUUAUCAGAGGGAUGGUUACCAACCAAACUACAAGCGUGGAGCUGGUCAGGGACCCAGAGGAGUGUCAAGAGGCAGCUCUCAGGCAAUACGAUCCUGAAAAGGCCUUUCAUAAUGACUGUGACUGACUAACUUGCACCACACUGAAAAUUCAAGAAUGCAUUUGCCCCAGCUCACUCAUGUCCUUUUUUCUUUUUUUUUGUUCUUCAUCAGUGGUAUUUUUCCUGUCUCUUAAAUCAAAGUAAUGCCUGCUUUGAUAUUUGGAAAUAUUAAAUCAUUUAAAGUCUGAAACACAAGCUGAGCUGUAAAUCCAAUCAUCGAUUUACACAAGCCAUGUGUUAAAAAUAUUCCUGUAAACUUGAAAGAUUUCAUAAGUUAUUUUUUUGUAUAAAAAAAAAAUGCCACUGCUGGUCCAACCCUUGGGAGUUUAUUCCCCUUCUCGAAUCUUUUCUGUCAUUUUGGUUCUUAAAAAGCGUUUUAUGUUCAAUGAGCUCCUGUUUCCUUGUUUGUAAAUUGAUGUUGCUUCAUGAGUUUCAAUAAAGUUGUGUUGCAAACCCAUG
Messenger RNA from Perca flavescens (yellow perch), 2735 nucleotides. It is a transcript of the gene caprin1b, whose product is annotated as cell cycle associated protein 1b. Gene Ontology annotation, molecular function: RNA binding. The record is from RefSeq and is a predicted model, not a curated record. The transcript has 18 exons. Bases 152 to 2275 code for a protein of 707 amino acids. NCBI's taxonomy places the organism in Eukaryota, Metazoa, Chordata, Actinopteri, Perciformes, Percidae. Gene Ontology annotation, cellular component: cytoplasm.